AGCAGAGGAGUGAGAGGAACGAGUCCUGCGGAAACUACACAGACUUUUAAUACCAGCCCAGACAAAGCGGGUGUGUGUCUCUCACUCCUGUCUGGACGGGGACGACCGUUCAUUUCAGAGUAACGUCAAAAAAGGCGAAGCGGCGACGAUGCUGACUUCUGCCUCUCAGUGUCGGUCUGCAGCAGCUUCCUUGCAGCAGGGAGAGAAGAAGAUCCGUGUUUACGACCUCCGCUUAGAAACGGAGGCGAAAACCUGCAAGCUGUUUAAAAUAGCUGGUCGGGACUUCAACGACUUUCUCCAAGCUCUGCACAAGGUAUUUGGAAUCCCUUCAUCUGAGACAUUUGUGGUGGCAACGACUGACAGAAUUGUUCUAGAUUUUGACAGAUUUAAGGAACUCCAGGAUGACACAACCCUUUACUUGUUGCAACAUGAGCACCAGGUUCUGCCUACGGCAACGGUGGAAAACAUAUCGUUUAUGCCUCACUAUGAUACGCUGAUAAAGGGUGGGACUUAUGAGUACUAUGCUAGUGAAAACAAGGAGUCAUUAGCCUAUCCACUUGCCGAGCUCAUCGACAACUCUCUUUCAGCCACAGCUAAAAACACAGGAACGAGGAUAAUAGAGAUAAGGAUGCAGUUUGAUGAAAGUCUUGGGAAACCUGCCGUCAUUGUCCUGGACAAUGGACGUGGCAUGACUACAAAGCAGCUCAAUAAAUGGGCAGUUUACAGACACUCCAAAUUUACAAAAGAAACCGGCAGUUUUGCAAGAAGAGAAGAAGACUACGUCCGCCCUGAUCCUGUACCUCGAAGUCUUAAUAGUGAUAUCUCGUACUUUGGAGUUGGAGGAAAACAGGCUGUUUUCCACUUUGGAAAUGUAGUCAGAAUGAUUAGCAAGCCAGUGGGGUUACCAGAUGUUCAUGAGUUGGUUCUAUCAGAAGAAGAAUUUGAAAGAAAGGAAAAGAACAAAGAGGAUAUUUAUAGCACCACCAUCCUAAACAGGAAGCCUGGCGACUUUUCACACGUGAGUGAAGAUGAGCGCUUCCUUCGUACCAUCAUCGAUGAGGAACGUGGCAAGGAAAGCUUCACGGCCGUAGUUAUUACAGGACUGAAGGAAAAGCAUAUCUCCUUCCUGAAAGAGAAUUUUGAUGCAUGGACCAGACAUCUAGCGCACAUAUAUCACUAUUACAUUCAUGGAAUCAAUGGAAAUGACCUGAGACAAGGUUCUAAAAAGACAGCUCAACAACCUACGAUUGACAUUCAGAUCACUUUACGCGAAAAACCAAACAAAUGUCCCCGUGUGCUGAACCUGAGGGAAGUUGACGAUGACAUGCAAACUUUGUACAUUAACUCUGCUGCGGACACCUUUGAGUUCAAGGCAUCCGCUGGACCGGGUGGUGGCACAGUGGAGGGAGUGCUGCGUUAUCAUCCAUUCCUCUAUGACAAGGAGACUUAUCCUAAAUAUCCUGAAGAUCCUAAAGAUCCCAAAGAUACAUGUAAUGCAAACGCAGCGUCUUCUGAAAAUGACAAUUUAGAAAAUGAGCCUGGAGUCGUGACUCAGGAAGAAAGGAAGAUCUUCGAGUGUUUCUGGAAUGGACGGCUCAUACCUGGCACCAAAGUGGCUGAGUUUGACUGGUGUUCUCGUAAACAUAACAGCAGAACAGCAUCAGGUAUACCCCCGGAGUGUUACCGUCGGCUUUCAGGAGUGCUUUUCACUGAUGACAAUUUCCAGGUCACCACAAACAAGAUGACCUUCAUGGACCUUGAGCUGAAACUGAAGAACAAUCAAACUAUCUUCUCACUGGUUCAGAACGGACAGAAAUCGUUUAGAGGUAACAUCCAGAAGGAGUUCACACAAUGGCUUCGAACCUGUAAUGAAAACUUUGACAAGCAAAUCAAGUUUGUGGGCUUCAAGGAGAUUAAAACACGGACAGAUGUGCCUACUAAGAAAAUGCAGCAUCCGUGGGCAGUCUUCUCCGCCAUCGAGUGGGGAGGCAAGACAUACAAAACAGGCCAACUUGUGAAGACGCACAAUACAAAUCCCAUUCUGUACGGUAAAGUGGUUCAGUUUUUGCUGUAUGGAAAUUUCGAUGGUGACGUCUAUGCCACGGGAGGACAGGUGGAAGUGUCUCGAGAGCCCAAAGCACUUUGGGACAUGAACAAGAUCGUACCCAUUUCCAAGAUCGACAAGACAGCCACUGAUGAAGCCAUCAAGAAAAAUAUUGAUAGUGACUCUGAGAAGCUUCCAGAUAAGCUGAAUGUGGAAUGGCCCAAUGGUAACCCCUUGCAAAAUAAUGCCAUUCUUUCCGCCGGGACUACUUUAGGGCCUCUUAAAAUUGAGAUCCUGAACAAGAGGGGAGAGAAAUUAUCUCGGAUGCCCCCGGUGGGCCAGGGAAAAGGGACAAAACUGUGUGUUAAGCUCACGUUACUCCAUCAUGGUCUAAAAUCAGACAAAGAGCUUGCUGCUUAUGUUGCCCCACAUUUAGCAAAUACUGGUUUCUGGUUCAAAAAAAUGGAUCAUCUGACUGAGCUGGGAAAGUACACGCUGAAUUUGACCACAGUGGUCCAUGAAACAAACGCUGUCAGCUUUGGCGGUAGAGCGCUUCCAAGGUUCACACUGAAGUUUACCAUUAAAGAGGGCGAAGCAGCAAGCUUCGAUAUCAGUGCAAUGAGCCCCACGCUGCGAGUGGGCGUGCCGUUUGACAUUCCUCUGCAGAUAAAAGAUGGUUAUGGCCACUCAACGACCCUCACUUCUAAACUCAAACCUGAGCUCAAAUGCUGUGGUCUGGAUCUGAGUUAUGAGACAUUCUCCAGCAGUGGAACCACAUUCACCAUCAAAAGUGUCAAAGCGAGAGGAAAAGUCCUGAAUUACCAGCAAUCCAAGAGCUAUGACCUGGAAGUGACCCUGCCUGGCCUGAAACAACACACCAAGACCAUUAAGAUCAGUCUUCUUCCUGGUAUCCCACAUUCCCUCCACGUGAAACCAGAGGAAACGUCAAUCGAUGUGGAGAACGGAGACCAGGUCACGUUUCAUGUUGAAAUUCACGAUGAGGCUGGAAAUAUCGCCGCUAACCCCAAACAGAUCGUCCGCUGCGAGGUUAAAGGUUUCCCCCCCGUGGUCACUGAUUGCAGCAGCACCGGUGCUGGCCAGCUUGUGACAAAGCCCAUUAACCUGAAAAUAAUCAAAGGAGAGCAACAAGACCUCAAAGCUCAAUUUGUGAUGCCUAGUUACAAAAACAUACCGCUGGUCAUAAAGGGGCUGAGGGUGCUGCCCAGCACACGGGUCUCUGUGAUGGAGCUGUACAGUCAGGACAAUGAGAAUCUGGUGCUGAGGAACAGUGAAAAGAUCGAAUGGAUAGCCGGCGGACUGCUGGAGAACUUAUUCUACAAGCUGUAUGAUGAAGCUGACAGGGAGGUACCGCUCACUGCUGAAAUAGCCUCCAUGAUCAAGGUUAACUGGACAGGAGAUGUCUUUGUGGAAGAUCUGGUCCAGGGGAAGCUGCCUGAUUUACAGGUACCUAAACGGGUGGGAGAGCAGCGCUUCUACCAGGUCUCCUAUCAGGACCAGAGUGUGUCCGUCUCCUUCACUAUCGUGCCUCGUCCAGAUGAACCAGAGCGUCUAAAUGUAGCUUUACCCCAAACCACAGUGAAGCUUGGUGAGAUCCUCUCCGGAAACAUCAGCUUGGAGCUUGUGGACCAGUUUGACAAUUUAACCAAGACGCUUACCCCCACCUGUGUGAACCACAUAAAAGUGGAAGCUGAGGGGCUGGACAAAUCAGCCAUCACAUUUAAAUGGCAGGAGAGCAGCUGUGCUGCCAUGGUGACGGGAAUUCGUUUCGAGUCAGGGUCUCUCGGCCCCCGAGAACUGCGCUUCAGCUACUCUGACUUUGUGGAGCGUGUCAGUAUUAAAGUGACCGCAGGACUCCCUGCUCAGCUUAAACUCAUCAGUGCACCGGAGCAGCCUUUGCAGGUAUUAAAUGAUCACGGCAUCUCCAAACCAUUUGUCGUCCAGCUGUGUGAUGAUUGGGGAAACCCCUCUCCAGACCAGAGGGUUGUAGUGGACUUAAAGACUUCACCUCCAGGACUGACGGUGAAAACCAAUGUUAUUUCACAACCUGUGAACGCAGAAGGGAAAGCCUCUUUCGUUGUUAAUGGUUUGAGCGGGCCGAAGGGGUGCUAUCAGCUGCAGUUUAAGGGCUCCUUCAACAAAAAACCCAUCCCUGGUCCAUCAGUGAGCCUCACUGUCCUCCCUGAUCCCAAAAAACCAGUCAGCCUGUCGGUGGAGUAUGACACCAGUGUCAAGUUUUUUGCUGGAAGCAAAUUCCCAGUUUUCUCAGUGACUGUGGUGUCUGAUGAGGGAAGUCCAAUAACUACUUUUAAUCCAGCUGCUGUGGCCAUGUUCAUAUGGGAUGGGGUAUCUUCAGGGAAAAAACCUCCAGAAAGAGCCAUUGAGCUGAAGUGUAAUAAACCCAUGAAAAAUGAAAAGAAUGACUGUUUUCACUUCAGAGACAAAGAAAUCCCAAACAAAGUUGGAAAGCACACCAUACAGUUUUCUCUUCGUAUUGACAAAAAUGACGUUCUCUACAGCAAUCAGAUUCGUAUAAAUGUGGUGGCCAAUCAGCCUGUUAAACUGGGACCUGUCUCUCAGACUCCAACCCCAGUUGUUUCCUACAGCAAGGACAUUGCCAGCCGAACCUUGGUUGAGAAUAUGACACUGAAGAUAAUGGAUUUGUAUGGCAACCCAGCGGGGGAGGACCUGGGAGGGAAGGUGAUCAUCACUAUAAAGUCCUCAGAUGGAGAGAGAAACAAAAGCUUCCCUCUUUUUGAAACAGGAGCCAGCAGCCUUGCAAUUAACUUAGUUGAGGGCAAGGCCCACAUCCCUAGGCUGGCUAUCAGGGAGAAUAGCCCCGGUGACAAUAGCAGCACCUACAUCCUUGUUUUCAAACCUGAAGUGUAUGCCCAUCUCAUAACCCUGGCUGCUUUUGAGCUCCCCUUCCUUUUUUACAAUGAUGCACAGAACCAGCAAAAAAUGUCUGAACUGACCAGGAAAAAAGAUGAGCUCAGCAGUGCUAUUGAGAAAUAUAACGAAACAUUGCGUACAUACAAGGAGCUCCUUGGGUUGCUGACGACUUCUUGCCUGAAUGCCAGUAAGAAAGAGGCUGAUCUUAAAAACGAGCUGUGCCGGAGGAAAGUGACAAUCCCUCACCCCAUAUCUGCACAACAUAUUGAUGCACUAAUAAAAAAGAAGAGUACUGAAGCGGAAGAGAUUCAGAAAGUGUCCCGACGAGUUUUCCCCGUCCGUGACAACUUUAGGGGGCAGGCAGAAGUUUUGGGAAUGGUUGGCCACCUGGCCGUCGUGCAGGAUGAUGCCGCCGCGUGGGUCAUCUCCUGGCACAUCAGAGGUGAUAUGGACUGUGUCAUCACCAAAACAACAGAAGCAGCGCAGCGGAUCUAUCGUGACACGCAGGGCAGGCAGCAGGUCAUGGCCCUCGACAGCGUCCUUGUGUCACCAGGAAACAGACCGCUGCCACACAUACGAAAUGGCUACCCGCUCUUUGAACCCCAUGGGAACCCGGUGUACGCCAGAGAGCUGCUGAUAUACCCCUGUGAUCCGGAGAGCUGUGACAUCGUGUUUAAGAACAUCCUGGGAGAUACUAUUCUGAUAGAUGACCUGGACUCUGCAAAUAACUACAGAAGGGCGGUGGUGCAGAACAGGAUCCAAUGUCCCACCAUACUGACCAGGCAGGGGGACAGGGUCAGUGGCAGGGGAAAGUUUGGAGGUGCACAGAACAGGGCCCCACCGAUGGCCACAUUACACAUGUUUGGUGCCCCCCUCCCACAGCAGUACCACAGUCUAAUGGAACAAAUAGAGCUGCUCCGCCAGUACUGCUCAGCUGUAUCGAAGAGGGAGGAAAUAGAAAGGGAGCGAGAUGAUCACGUCAAAAAAAUUGCGUCUCCUGAUGUGCAGCAAAAGGAAAAAGACUUGGAAGACAAAAAGAGGCAGCUAAGAGAGAUUGAAAAGGAACUCGCAUCAGCAUCAGCAAAAGGAAUGAAACGAGGCGCUGUGGAUGGUGGUCAGCCCUCCAGCAGCAUUUCAAAAAGAGCAAGACAGAGUUCCACAUAAGAGAUUCUGAUUGGACCAAUUGAUUGUUUUACUAUCAGUCGUUUUUGUACUUUUAUUUCUUUGUUAACUUUGAGUUGAUACAAUGUAUUUUAUUUUUUAGAUGCCUUUUGUACAUUUUAACACUUUUGUAAUGGUAAAAACUGCCUAUGAUCUUUGCAGAGCAUGCUGAAUCUGCUGAAUGUAUGCAUUAAAAAAUUCUUAAGAUCGCA
Oreochromis aureus is the source of this 6327-nucleotide messenger RNA. RefSeq names its product structural maintenance of chromosomes flexible hinge domain containing 1 (gene smchd1). Gene Ontology annotation, biological process: double-strand break repair; chromosome organization. Gene Ontology annotation, molecular function: protein binding; ATP binding. The coding region runs from base 149 to 6118 and encodes 1989 amino acids. NCBI's taxonomy places the organism in Eukaryota, Metazoa, Chordata, Actinopteri, Cichliformes, Cichlidae. The record is from RefSeq and is a predicted model, not a curated record. The transcript has 47 exons. Gene Ontology annotation, cellular component: chromosome.